Molecule: messenger RNA, 753 nt
Organism: Sphaeramia orbicularis (orbiculate cardinalfish)
Lineage: Eukaryota; Metazoa; Chordata; Actinopteri; Kurtiformes; Apogonidae
Product: active breakpoint cluster region-related protein-like
Exons: 7
Coding region: 1-753 (250 amino acids)
Biological process (GO): positive regulation of GTPase activity
Cellular component (GO): membrane
Molecular function (GO): GTPase activator activity
Source: RefSeq, a predicted model, not a curated record
AUGGAUCUCGUUCAACCACGGGAGGCUGAAGUUGAAGUUGAAGGUUUACCUCUGACAGGAAGUGCAUGUGUGGAAAUGUCAGGUGCCAGUUCUCAUGCCGGUUUACUGGCUUUUACACACACAGGAAGCUGUAUUUUCCUCUUUUGUUCAUCCUCAACAGAAAGAGGAAGUGUCCGACCACGGCUGGUGUUGGCGUCACGUUCACGUCCUGCAGCUUCAGAGGACGAAGACGUCGACGAGGACAUGGACGUUUACCAGGAGGCUGUGGAGUAUCUGCUGGCCCGACAAGUGGACAUCGUGGUGGAGGCGGAGUCUGACAUCCUGGAGGAGGAGGUAUUCCAUGAGGAGGUGGAGUCUGGUCUCCUUUCUCCUCUGAAUAUUGAGGGUUUAGACCUUCCAGACACACCAACACCAUGCAGCCCGGAGGAGAUGCUGGACAGGAGGCUGGUGGUCCUGAAAGGCAUCCUGGAGGGUGAGGAGGUUUAUCUGAACGAACUGGAGGCUCUGCUAACGCCAAUGAAGGCUCUCCGGGCCUCAGCCGGGACCUCCCAGCCGGUUCUGUCCAGCCAGGAGGUCCAUACAGUCUUCUACCAGGUUCCUGAGCUCCGAGACCUGCACCAGAACUCUUCUACUUGGGUGAACCAGAUCGGUUUGUAUGGAGGCUUCAUUGAAAACUACGAGGACGCCGUUGAAGUCGUACCGGAGUGCACGAACUCAGACCCUCGUUUUCGGACCCUGGCCCAGGGUGGAUAA